Molecule: messenger RNA, 2211 nt
Organism: Cyclopterus lumpus (lumpfish)
Lineage: Eukaryota; Metazoa; Chordata; Actinopteri; Perciformes; Cyclopteridae
Product: aromatic-L-amino-acid decarboxylase-like
Exons: 14
Coding region: 404-1861 (485 amino acids)
Biological process (GO): serotonin biosynthetic process; amino acid metabolic process; catecholamine metabolic process
Molecular function (GO): pyridoxal phosphate binding; aromatic-L-amino-acid decarboxylase activity
Source: RefSeq, a predicted model, not a curated record
CAGACACCAUAUUAAUAAGUUCAUAAUUCAUGUAUUUCCAUCACAAACAUCAUUUGUUCACUAAUUCAAUUCAAAGCUUCACACACACCAAAGUCAUGGUGUCGUUAUAAUCACUCUGCCCGUUUUACAUUUUAUUGUCCACUUGAAGGCGCAGUAGAGCAAAUGAAGCAUCAUGAAGCUUCGGUCCAUGAGUGAACCAAUUGGAUGGAAAGCUUCAAUGCUUCUGGAAGCUUCAUCUUGCCAUCACUAAUAAUAAUCCUUUACUGAGUUUCCAGCAGGAACAGAACAUACAGGAACAGAGAAACAAACUACUAAACACUGCAGAACUUGGUCGGAAAACGAGACAAUCUGGCAGAGGACAAGUGCAAGUGAGGGCACCUAAAUAGGGAGUGACUAUGAGGGGAUGGGCUGCAGUGGCACGAUGGAUGCAGCAGAGUUUCGGCGCAGAGGGAGGGAGAUGGUGGACUAUGUGGCCGACUACCUGGAGAACAUCGAGGAGCGUCCGGUCAGCUCAGACGUGGAACCGGGGUAUCUUCGUUCCUUGAUCCCCACUGAGGCCCCACUGGAGCCUGAUAAUUAUGAUGACAUUAUCAAAGAUGUGGAGAGGGUCAUAAUGCCAGGGAUCACCCACUGGAACAGUCCAUACUUUUAUGCCUACUUUCCAGCUUCUACCUCUUACCCUGCCAUGUUGGCUGACAUGCUAUGUGGAGGCCUUGGCUGUAUUGGAUUCACCUGGGCUGCCAGCCCAGCCUGUACAGAGUUGGAGACAGUGAUGUUAGAUUGGCUGGGGAAGAUGCUAAAGCUGCCAGACUACUUUAUAACCGGGACUCAUGGCCGCGGAGGUGGUGUCAUCCAGGGAUCAGCCAGUGAGGCAACCCUGAUGGCCUUGCUCGCUGCCCGCUGUAAAACACUCAGAAGGAUUCGAGCCGCCAACUCCGAAUUAUCAGAAGGUGAAAUCCGAUCCAAACUGGUGGCGUACACCUCUGAGCAAGCUCAUUCCUCAGUGGAGCGUGCUUCUCUGAUUGGAGACGUGACCAUUAGGAUGGUUCCCACAGAUAGCACCUAUGCUGUCAGAGGAAGCAUGCUUAAGAAGAUGCUGGAGGAGGACAAAGCAGCUGGACUCAUCCCUUUCUACUUCUGUGCGACCCUUGGUACCACGGCAUCCUGUGCUUUUGACAAUAUUACCGAACUGGGGCCAAUCUGUAAUAAGGAAAAUGUGUGGAUGCACAUUGAUGCAGCAUAUGCAGGGAGUGCAUUCAUCUGUCCUGAAUUUCGGCCUUUGUUGAAUGGCAUUGAGUUUGCAGACUCUUUCAACUUCAGCCCACACAAAUGGCUUUUAGUCAACUUUGACUGCUCUACAAUGUGGGUGAAGAAGAGAGAGGACAUCAUUGGAGCCUUCAAUGUGGACCCACUCUACCUGAAACACGAAAACCAGGAGUCAGGGAUUAUCACAGAUUAUAGGCAUUGGCAGAUUCCACUUGGAAGAAGAUUUCGCUCACUAAAGAUGUGGUUUGUCUUCCGUUCCUAUGGAAUCCAAGGCCUGCAGGCUUAUAUACGCAAGCAAGUGGCCCUGGCCAAAGAAUUUGAGAGUCUCGUGCGAGCGGACAAGAGGUUUGAGAUCUGUGCCGAGGUCGUCAUGGGACUGGUUUGCUUCAGACUCAAGGGCUCCAAUGAUUUGAACCAGCUCCUGCUAAAAAGGAUCACCAAUAGCAGAGAGAUCCACCUGGUGCCUUGCCAGCUCUCCGGCAUCUUUGUCCUGCGCUUCGCUAUCUGCGCACCCAGCACCGACUCGAGACACAUCCAACAUGCAUGGAGGCACAUCACGCAGCUGUCCUGUGAGCUGUUGCAAGAGAAUCAUUGACCAAAAGGCUGGAAAGGGGCUGUCCACCCUAAUGCAAAAAGUAGGACCGAUGUGAGGACACCAACUCAGAGUUCCAUGUUGUAAAUGUCAAAUGUCAUAAAGGGAAUGAACAAGCAGCAGCAAGGUAUCUUUCUGUCCGCAGCCAUGUUAUAGUAAACAGUGGUCAUUAUCUUGUUGGGUCAAUGCGUGUGAAAAUAUCUUGUUACAAAACGUAUAUGAAAAGAAAAGAAUGCAGGUUCCGGAUAUUAGCUUUUUUUUCGAUCUGCAACUUCUCCCUUCCUUGACUUUGCUUUUUUCGCUAACUUUUUAAUGAUUAUGUAAUGCAAUCAUCCCGCUGCGGACCUAUCAUU